This is a messenger RNA of Microplitis demolitor, 706 nucleotides long. RefSeq lists its product as uncharacterized. Lineage: Eukaryota; Metazoa; Arthropoda; Insecta; Hymenoptera; Braconidae. The transcript is spliced from 5 exons. The record is from RefSeq and is a predicted model, not a curated record. The coding region runs from base 77 to 604 and encodes 175 amino acids.
CUGGCGUUCCAAUGAUCACUUCAAGUGAAAAAGACAGUGAUUCGGAUGAAGUGAGAGUUUUACCAAAAAAUACUGGAUGAGAGAUGAUCAUGAAAAAUCUUUAGAGAUAGUCGAUGUCAGUAAAAAUGAAAAACUUGUUUACAAGGUCAGACCGAGUCUCAAAAAAAGAAAACAGAAGACUCGAUACAAGCAGGUUUAUUCUGAGAAAGUAUCUUCCUUAACCGUCAAGUUGAAAUCUAGCGAUUUGUUAGUUACAUCUAGUGAUGAAAAUAAUUACUCUCAUAAAGCGAUAGUUGAUCAGGAUGAUAAUAAAACUUCGAAGAGAGUUAGCGUGGAUGAAAAUAAAGAAAUGGCCUUCAACCAAGUAACAUCAAAACUCAAGACUGGCAAAAAUGAAAUCAAAACAGGAAGAAAGGUUGAUCUGGUAAUAAAUUAUGAGAAGGUAGCUCUUUCCAGAACCUAUUUUAGACCUGAUCGUAGCAAACCAUCUUUGUUAACCGUCACACAGGAAGCUAGUAAUCCAAUAUUUAAAUUUAAUGAUGAAGAUAAGAACACAAAUAAAACUGGAGUUAUACCAAGGAAUGUCAAGAGUUAUCUAAUGUGAAAUAUGUUAAAAAAUCAAUAGAGAUAGUUGACGUUCAUUUUGUGAGUCCAAGUUUAAAAAAGAAAAAUAUAACAGCCAAGAAAGACAGACAACAUGAUUUAA